Molecule: messenger RNA, 546 nt
Organism: Fulmarus glacialis (Northern fulmar)
Lineage: Eukaryota; Metazoa; Chordata; Aves; Procellariiformes; Procellariidae
Product: suppressor of IKBKE 1-like
Exons: 3
Coding region: 1-546 (181 amino acids)
Source: RefSeq, a predicted model, not a curated record
AUGCCUCGGUGUGGACGUGAGUACCGGCGUCAGGACGGCUUCCUGGCUAAGCGAGGGGUCGGAGCCCCAGGGCUGCGCUGUCGAGGGGAGUGGUGGGGUAGCACGAAUCGAGCGAGCAACUGGAACGGAGCACCUCUGGGCCGUCAUUGCUGUGAAAAAUUGCUUGUAGUUUGUGGCAAUGGCAUACUGUGUUUUGCAGAGCUAUGGAUCUCGCUGGAGGAGCAUCAAGAUGCGUUAGAGCUUAUCAUGAGCAAAUACAGAAAGCAGAUGUUACAGCUUUUGCAAGGGAGAAAAGGUGAAGAUGCAGAACCGGUCCUGAAAGUUCAUCAGGAUAAUUCCUUGGAAAUUGAAAGUCAAAUAGACAGAAUAUGUGAGAUGGGAGAGGUGAUGAGAAAAGCUAUUCAAGUCGAUGAUGAUCAGUUCUUUAAAGUUCAGGAGAAACUAGCUCAGUUGGAGCUUGAAAACAAAGAGCUGCGUGAACUAUUGUCAAUCAGCAAAGAAUCUUUUGAGGUGGGGAAAGAAGAUCUGCCUGACUGUGAAGCUUAG